AUGUCUACUUCCCCUACAGGUGCUCACCGUCAUGACAAUUCUCCAUAUGUCACCAAAAAAUAAUUACCACAAUAUCCCAUCCCUCAACAAUACCAGCAAUCAACCCAGCAACUCAAUCAGCCAGAUUAUUAUUAAGAUGAAAGGUAUCGUGAAUUUGAGGAGCGUGAGGAACAAUACAAUUAUCAAAUCCAAAAAAUGAAUGAUUAUAUUCAACAAUUGUAACAUGAUUUGGAUGUAUCCGAACAUGCCAAACAAGGCUUUGAAUCAGAUUACCUUAAGGCAGCCCAUGAAUUGCAGCUCUACAAGGAUCAAUUGAAGAAAUUAUACACCAUCUACCAACAAUAAACUGCUCAAUUUGAAACUAUUAAAAAGAAAACCCAAGAAUCUAAUCUAAAUGCUGAAAAAACAUAUGAAAAGCAAUUUGAAAUUAAAAACGAUGUGCAAAAUCUCAUUUUGGACAGAGAUCUCCUUAUGAAUAAACUAGAACUGGGCGAUAAACAAUACAAUUUUGAUGUCCAAAGCUUGACUCAGUAACUUAAUGACAAGAAUGCGGAGAUCUAAGAUCAGAGAAAGAGAAUCAACGAAUUAACUGAAUUGAAAAGAAAAGCUGAUGAAGAAAUUGCAUCCUUGAGAUUUACACUUGAUCAUCAAACUGCUAGAUUGGAAGCUGAAUUAAGAGAAAAAGUACUGAAAUUAGAAGCAUUAGACAAACAAUUUGCUGAAGCACUCUAUCUCAAAGAUAAUGAACUAGUUGAUGCAUUCGAUAAGAUCAGGAUCCUAGAACACGAAGUUAGACGUAUCUUAGAUUUGAAUAGAAGCUAUGCCCAAGAGUUGAGUAUGUUAGCAAGAGACAAUAGAUUCAAAUAGGAAGAAAUAGCCAAAGUCAGAGAAGAUGCAGUAAAUCUAUCAUAUCAUUUCUAGAAACCUGCUAUGCCAUAGUAAAUCAGCGUCUAAUCAGGUGGUAUGGAACCUAGAAUGCCACCAGCUUGGGCUGAGAAAUUCCAUAUCAAAAUAGAUGCUUGUUUAGAUUUAUUUGAAAGGAAUCACGCUAAAUCUUUGAAAUAGUUAUGCCUUAAUCUUUGGAAGGCAAAAAUGGAAUUAAAAGCAAGAAACAAAUAGAACAAAGCCAUGGUUGAAGAAAAUUCAAAUCUAGGCAAAAGUGUAGUUGUAGGCGGAGGAACUGAUAUGAGAGUAACCACAUAUUUUGUAGACUCUUUUGUUGCUGCCAUUACUUUUGCCAGAGAUGCUAUAUCUAAUGUAGUUUUUGAUGUCUUUGUCAAAAGUGUUAAUAAGGCAAAUAAUAAAAAACUCAAUUCUUUCGUUCUAUUCUUUGAAUCUCUUAAAGAAAUGUAACAGAAGUCGAGCAAAGGAUUGUGGUUGGCCUUAGAAACCUAUGCUAAAUUGAGAAAAGCUCUACGUCAUUCUGUGCCGAUCCUUAUUGAUGCAAAAGUUCAAAGUGGGUUGCUCUAGAAAGUAGAGUUAGCUAUGGGUAAAUUACUUAAGCAUGACAUGGAUUUCAGAAAUAAUAUUAACAAAUGGUUAGAAGGGACCUUAGCCUUUACUGUUUAAAAGAAGGAAGCAGAAGCUUAUGACAAAAAUAAGGAUUAUCUGUUCCUGUUUAGAUUAUUAACAGUUAAAUAUAGAAUCAAAUUCCCACUGUAAGGAAAGACGUUUGAAGUAGAUGUAGAUAUUGAAACCACUUUAGAACACAAGAUUUGUUAUGCCUUAAGAAAAGUGGUUAAAUAACAAUGA
Messenger RNA from Paramecium tetraurelia, 1752 nucleotides. RefSeq lists its product as uncharacterized. NCBI's taxonomy places the organism in Eukaryota, Ciliophora, Oligohymenophorea, Peniculida, Parameciidae. The record is from RefSeq and is a predicted model, not a curated record. The transcript has 2 exons.